Arctia plantaginis is the source of this 2238-nucleotide messenger RNA. The record is from the annotation of a GenBank genome assembly. NCBI's taxonomy places the organism in Eukaryota, Metazoa, Arthropoda, Insecta, Lepidoptera, Erebidae.
AUGUUACAUGGUCUAGAACGGGUGGCGGAGGAGUUGAUGGGUCGAAGAAAAUGGAAACUAUAUCAGGACGCGUUAAUUCCAAAACGGGGGGAGGGCGAACGCUCCAGCGACGAGGAAUCUGUCCACACAGACCCUCCUCCCGCACUCAAAAUCAAGACGAUAGAACAGAUCAACGAGGACGAGGCAAAGGACGAAAGAUCCGAGCGGUCGGACCGAACGGAGCGGUCAUCUGGACCCGACCGGUCAGAAAUAACCGACCGCGCAGACGAGAAGCCCCGUCGUCCGGAGACGAUAUUGGAGUCGUUAAUCAAAAGGCCCGCAACUCAACCCAAAAUGGAGCUGUCAGAGGAACCUUCCGAUUGGAAACCCCAGGACAAGUGCUACUUCUGUACGGAUGGGGAGCCUGUUCCAGAAACGAGGGCAGGUGGCGCCACUAGUCCAGCGUCGGAGUCAGACAGCAGUUCAGUGUCGGGUGCCAAAUCCCCGGCCUCUGCACCUCCGUUGCUACAACAUUUGCUGCAGCUGCAGGCGCAAAAUCCUCACUCUAUAGCACAGUUCCAGCAGAUGAUAGCGGCCCUGGCGGCGUUGGGGAGCGGGCUGGUACCCCCGCCACCCGUUGGGUGGUCUCAAGCUUGGAUGAUACCGAAGAUCGUGCAAAGACCGCAAGCGGAUCGGCUGCCAGAAGUGAGUGAAAAGGCACCAGCGUCUUCGUCUCCCCAUCAAGCGGAACAGCCUCUGGACCUCAGCAAUAAGUCCACCUCCAGCACCAGUGGGACGCCCCCACCGGAUGCUAAGCUCUUUGAUAACAGAUUGAAGCGAACAGCUCAGGAAGCUAGCAACAGCGGCGUGCGUAGAGCCUAUACUGAGGAAGAGCUAUUGUCGGCAGUUCGCGACAUUCAGGCUGGCCGGCUCGGCACCCGCCGCGCAGCUCUACUCUAUAAUAUACCUCGCUCAACUCUACGCAACAAACUAAAUAAAUUUGGCGCCAACCCAGAACCCGUCGACUCAGAACCAGACAGCGAUGACAGAGCUGACUCUCCGCCUUCAGUCAUCCUUAAAAUACCAACGUUUCCACCUCCAGAUGAAAAGAGCCCCUCACCAGCCGGGAUGCCCAUGUGUGCAUCAAGCAUCACUCCUGUCACUCCGGUCGGACCUCCACCACAGCAACCGCUGCUUCUCCCGCACUCUGUCUUUGCCGAUGCACCUUCCACACAACAUCUCUUCACUUCCCUUAGUGACGUCAUCGCUAAAAGCAUCAGUCAGAAAUUCCAGCAACCGCUAGACCGACCUCACCAUCAACCCGGAGAACUUCCUUUCAUGAACGCGGCUAACCGUCACGUAUCAGUCAUAAAGACUCCACCUGAGAAUCAACGCUAUCCCGCACCAGGCAAUUCUAAAGCUGUGCCCAACAAUAAUGGACAACCUGCGACGGGAGGCAAGGGUACGCGACCGAAGCGCGGCAAGUACCGCAACUAUGACCGCGAUAGUCUCGUAGAGGCUGUGAAAGCAGUUCAACGCGGAGAAAUGUCCGUGCACCGAGCCGGCUCCUACUACGGUGUGCCGCACUCCACGCUCGAGUAUAAAGUGAAAGAACGCCAUCUUAUGCGGCCAAGAAAACGCGAGCCGAAACCGCCGCAAGAUAUCAAGCCACAACCACAGAAGCCGCCGCCACCCAAACCGCCAACAAAACCGUUCUCAAACGGAAUGAACGGACCGGAAAGUGCGGGAUAUCCGACCGGAUACUCCUUCUGGGGUGGCGCAGGGUUCGCACCACCACCUGCCCCUGAUCUGUAUGCUUCGCACAUGAUGCGGAGACUUCGAGAAGAGGCACCACCGGCUAAUGGGUCAUUCCUUGAAGGAAUCAUCAGGUCCAGUCUCGAGCGGCCUGCAUUACUGCAGCGGCUCACCAGCGAGCCACGAGUCCCUGGAGAGGCCACACCGGGGCUGCUGAGGCGGUUGACGGGCGAGGACGAACCGCCGGCGCGGCGACAACGCCUCGACAGCUCGGACCAGGCGCUGGCCGCGGAGAUGCGCGACGCCGUGCAGCGGCUGCGCGCCGAUAAGCUGCGACCGCGGAACGGCACGCCCACGCCGCCGCCAGGUGCAGGCCCGGCGAUGGCAGGCCUGGGCAUGGCAAUGGGAGGGCUGGGCCCGUCGCUGGCCGGGUCGGGCCCGCCGCCUCUGCCUGCCGUGUCUCCUGCCCCGGUGCCGCCCGCCGCUCCCCCCGACCGCGCCUAG